Molecule: messenger RNA, 1673 nt
Organism: Solanum dulcamara
Lineage: Eukaryota; Viridiplantae; Streptophyta; Magnoliopsida; Solanales; Solanaceae
Product: probable tetraacyldisaccharide 4'-kinase, mitochondrial
Exons: 8
Coding region: 78-1283 (401 amino acids)
Biological process (GO): lipid A biosynthetic process
Molecular function (GO): lipid-A 4'-kinase activity; ATP binding
Source: RefSeq, a predicted model, not a curated record
UCCUUCUUUUUUUCCCUUCGAAUAAUCAAAUUGAUUACUACAGUCUUACAGUAUUAACUCUCUAGAGUCACUUAUCAAUGGAGAAAUUGAGGAAAAUGGUGAACCAAAUUGCCUAUACACCACCGCAAGACAGGCUCCGUGCACUUUCCAUACUCCAAUUCUCUCUCAUCCCUCUUCUUUCACUAGCUUCCACUCUCUAUAGCUUCGCACUUCCUCUCCGCCAUCGCCUUUACCAUCUUGGUCUGCUUCACAAAGACAGGUUGCCGGUGCCAGUGAUUAGCGUUGGGAAUUUAACUUGGGGAGGUAAUGGGAAGACCCCAAUGGUUGAGUUUCUUGCAGUUUGGUUGGCUGCUGUUGGAAGUUCACCUCUUAUUCUAACAAGGGGUUAUGGUGGUGCAGAUGAAGCAAAAAUGCUCCAAAGGCAUCUGUAUGGAACACCUGUGAAGAUAGGAAUAGGUGCAAACAGGGCCAAUACAGCUGCCUGUUUUCUGAAAAGAUAUGGCCACAUCAGCCCUUGCAAGCACGGUGACACUGGUGUGGAAAGACUUUGCUCUGAUAACAAACAAGGAAAUUGUUCUUAUUCUGACCAAAUCGGGAUUGCAAUCCUAGAUGAUGGUAUGCAGCAGCAUAUCAGUUUGUGGCGUGACGUCGAGAUUGUGAUGGUGAAUGCAAUGAUUCCAUGGGGGAACCAUCAGUUAAUUCCACUUGGACCAUUAAGGGAACCCUUGGCCGCACUCACACGUGCAGAUACAGUUGUAAUACAUCAUGCAGACUUGGUCUCAGAAAAGGAUGUUGAGGCCAUAGCAUUAGAAAUCCGAAAAGUAAAAAAAUCUCUUCCUAUAUUCUUGAGCAGAUUGGCGCCUUUGUACUUUCUUAAAGCUGGCAACAUGUCUUGCAAAUUGGCUUUGAUGGACAUCCGCAAUACACUUGUCUUAUGUGUCUCAGCAAUUGGACCUACUGAUUCUUUUGUUGAGAGGAUAAAGAAGCUGGGACCUGCGUAUGUUGAUCGCCUGGACUUCAGUGAUCAUCAUUUAUUUCAAGCUAAGGAUAUUGACUUGAUCAGAAUGAGACUUCGGAAUCUUCAAUCAGAGUUUGCUAGGAAGCCUGUUGUUGUUGUAACAGAAAAGGACUAUGAUAGAGCUCCUGAGGUUCUUAAGUAUUUAGAUCCAUAUGAAGUGUUGGUUCUUUGCUCCAGCUUGCAAAUUCUACCUCAUAAUGGAAACACAGAAGAUAGCUUUAAGAAGUGUCUGUGGCAGCAUUUGGAAGUUAGCAACAAGGUGUAAAAUAUGGUAUAAAACUUCUUUUGAAAGUCAUAUAAACUUCAAUCCUUGCUGCUCUGAGUGGUGAUCUUGAAAAACUGUGAUUGAGGUGACAUGAUCGUACGAGGUCACCUUUCACCUAACACAAUCUUCCUGGGUGAGCUAGAAAUGGGGAUUGGACGUAGGCAAAAUUCCCGCCAAUUGUUGAGAUGUAGAGUCGACUUCCUCUCCCUUUGUGGAGGGUGAGGGUCUUGAUCCUUGCAACUGAACAGAAAAGGGAAGACCCAGUCAGGGAUGGAGUUGAGUAUGAUAUUGAAAUGUAACAACUGUGUAGGAGUACAAGCAAGUUUUGUAAGAGUAUAUUUUAUUUUAUUAAUUACUAAAAAAUUACUAUUUUUCUAUUGAAAAUUUCAA